This is a messenger RNA of Astyanax mexicanus (Mexican tetra), 1474 nucleotides long. Its product is annotated as zf-A20 domain-containing protein. The transcript has 6 exons. The record is from RefSeq and is a predicted model, not a curated record. Lineage: Eukaryota; Metazoa; Chordata; Actinopteri; Characiformes; Acestrorhamphidae. Gene Ontology annotation, molecular function: DNA binding; zinc ion binding. Bases 177 to 827 code for a protein of 216 amino acids.
CCGGUGACGUCACGGUCGUUGUUUCCAAUGCCGGGCGCUGAGCCGGAGCAGGCCGCGGUUUACCCCCGGAUAUCUGUCCGCUUCUGAGGGUCAGGAGCUCCAGCGCUCCCCGCUCUAUCUCCUCUCACCGCAGAUUUGCCCUCUCCCACCCCCCUUGCCCCCCUUUCUCAGAAAGCAUGGCUCAGGAGACGAAUCAGACACAGGUGCCAAUGCUUUGCACAAUGGGAUGCGGUUUCUACGGUAACCCCCGUACCAAUGGCAUGUGCUCUGUCUGCUACAAGGAACACCUGCAAAGGCAGCAGGGAGGGGGGCGGAGCAGCCCCCCAGGAGAGAAAGCUGCUACUUCUCCAGCAGGGUCCCCAGGAGCCCCGACUGUAACUGUGGAGACCACCCCUGAGCCCACGUCAGAAGCAGUAACUCCGUCAGAGGAGCGCACAUCCAGUGGGUCUCCAAGUCCUGUCACUCAGCAGAUGACGGCGAUGAGCAUCUCCCAGGACACUGCAGCCACUGACUCGGACAGAGCCGACGGCGAGGAGGAAGACGAGGACGAAGGCUCGUCUAAAAGCUCAGGGCCAGUGGUAGAGGCAGCACAGGCUUCUUCAGAUGGGGAUCAGACUCCUGACAAGAACAAGAAGAAGAACCGAUGCUUCAUUUGCAGGAAAAAAGUCGGCCUCACGGGCUUCGACUGCCGCUGUGGCAACCUGUUCUGCGCCAUCCACCGCUACUCGGACAAACACGACUGCCCCUACGACUACAGAGGGGCGGCAGCUGCCCGCAUCCGCAAGGAGAACCCCAUCGUGGUGGCAGAGAAGAUCCAGAAGUUAUGAGGACUGAGAACGUCUGAGGGAACCAGCGACUAUAUGUUAACGACGACGACGACGGAAGAAGAAGAAAAACAAGACAACAUUUGUUUGACCUACGAAGUUUUUUCCGAACAAUGGCUGCACCUGAAUAAUAGCGUUCUAAAAAAACGGCUCAAUUUCCUCAUGGUGGGAUCAGGUGGGUCGACCCGCACCUGUCUGGCCGGUCCCUAACCCGGCGCCUCCCUGCCUCUCUCGCAGCGACUGAGGACGAGUGUGUGUGGGUGUGUGUGUGUGUUUUGAAAGAGCAUGUGUGUGUGUGUGUGUGUGUGCGCGUGUGUGUUUUUAAAGAGUGUGUGGUGUGUUUGAGUUGUAUAUUUUGGCUGAGAGUCAGGGAGGGCACUUUUGGGUUAGGUGGGCCGCUUGUGUGCUUUUACAGGAGGGAGGACUUUUAUUUUGUAGUUUUUAGCCUUGUAUUAAAUUCCCCCUUUUUUUUCCACAAUCUUUUUUUUUUUUUUUUUUGAGAACUGAUUUAGAUUCAGAGAUCAAAGUCAGAGAAAGGGGUACAGGCUGAUUUGUUUUGUUGGGGAGGGAGGGUGGUUGUACUAUUCUUAAUUAUUCCUAAUUUUAAUCCCUUAUAUGAAUUUUUGAUUUAAAAAAAAAAGAAAAGAAAA